UUCUGUCCUUUAUAUCUUCAUACAUUAUUAAAGGAUAGAAAAACAUUGAUAUGCACUGUUUUCAGUAAUGUAAAACUUUAACAUCGAAAUUAUACUUUUCAAAUUGGUUUUGUAGCAAAGCAGCAAAUGCCAAAUAUUGUGGUAUGAAAGAGAAAGUUUACUAAUCUCCAUAGAAGUUCCAAAAUUACAUAUUUUUUUAUUUAGCCAUUUCUAGGAAAACUGGAAUAUUUCUAGAGAAAUGCAAUUAUUUAAAAUAACCAGAGGAGCCUAUGUCCAGGUUCGUAAAAUCCAUUUAGGGGCAAUUGCGAAUGCGGAAGCUGCAAGUCUCAAAAAGGCAGAUAAAUCAACAACACGUCAAAAGACUUUUGGAAUUUAUCGUUGGAAUCCUGAUGAGCCUGAAAAAAAACCAUACCUGCAAGAAUAUUCUGUGGAUUUGAACUCCUGUGGUCCAAUGGUUUUGGAUGCACUUAUCAAAAUAAAGAAUGAAAUUGAUCCUACAUUAACAUUCAGGAGAUCGUGUCGUGAAGGAAUUUGUGGCUCUUGUGCUAUGAAUAUUGGAGGUGUCAAUACUUUAGCAUGUAUAAGUAAAAUUGAUACUACACCUGGUAAAACUACAAAAAUAUAUCCGCUACCUCAUAUGUAUGUUGUGAAGGAUUUGGUUCCGGAUAUGAACAACUUCUACAAACAAUACAAAUCCAUUGAACCAUGGCUACAAAGGAAGUAAGUUCAAUUAUUUUGAGGUUCCUAA
Leptinotarsa decemlineata (Colorado potato beetle) is the source of this 748-nucleotide messenger RNA. It is a transcript of the gene SdhB, whose product is annotated as succinate dehydrogenase [ubiquinone] iron-sulfur subunit, mitochondrial. Gene Ontology annotation, cellular component: mitochondrial membrane. Gene Ontology annotation, biological process: respiratory electron transport chain; tricarboxylic acid cycle; aerobic respiration. Lineage: Eukaryota; Metazoa; Arthropoda; Insecta; Coleoptera; Chrysomelidae. Gene Ontology annotation, molecular function: electron transfer activity; 2 iron, 2 sulfur cluster binding; oxidoreductase activity. The record is from RefSeq and is a predicted model, not a curated record.